AUGUCGGGUUAUGCUAUGUUUUUGAAAGAGUUGGCCACAAAGAAGAGAAGUAUGGACUUCGAGACAAUUGAGGUAUCCCAUAGUUGUAGUGUCACUAUAUCGAGCAACGUGAUUGUCAAGAAGGAUGACCCGGGGGAAUUUACUACUCCUUGCACUAUUUGGAUAUUCCAAUUUGCUAAAGCAUUGUGUGAAUUGGGGGCUAGUAUAAACUUGAUGCCUUAUGCUAUUUUCAAGCAACUUGGGCUAGAUGAGACUAAGCCUACCUCUAUGUGUCUUCUCAUGGCCGAACGCUCUAUCAAGCUCCAUGUGGGAAUUCUUUAUUACAUUUUAGUGAAGGCUACCGGAAAAGCUCUGGUUGAUGUGGAAUGCGGUGAAUUGAAAUUCUGUGUAAAUGGUGAGGAAUUUACAUUCAAUGUUUGCAAAUCAAUGAAGCAACCAAAUGACCUCCAUGUGAUAUCGGUCAUUGAUGUGAUUGAUGAAGCAGUUGCUAGCAUGAGUGAAUUUCGUGUGAUUCAAGAUUAUGAUAAACUGGUGGUUGGUCUCUCGGAUUUAGGUUCUUAUUCUAAUAGCCCUUUGAAACUUGAUAUGGAUUUGAAGAAUAUAGAAAGUCCUCCAGCAAAGCCAUCUAUUGUGGAACGACCGAAGCUCGAAUUGAGUGUGUUGAAGAGGUUUAUCAAAGUUAUAGGGUGGACGAUUGCCGACAUUGUCGGAAUCUCUCCCGGUAUUUGUACUCACAAGAUUCAAUUGGCUAGUGAUUUUAAGCCAAGUAUUGAACAUCAAAGGAGGUUGAAUCCUCCAAUGCAAGAAGUCAUCAAGAAAGAGAUUUUAAAGUGGAUUGAUGCGGGAGUUGUCUACCAUAUUACGGAUAGCAAGUGGGAGAAGGCAUACAAGUUGAUCAAGCUAAAGCUGAAGUUAUUGCCAAAUUGGCCCCUCCUAUCUUGGUUAAAGGUGUUAAGAUGUUUCUUGGGUCAUGCGGGUUAUUAUCGACGGUUCAUAAAAGAUUUCUCUAAGGUGGAUCACCCUCUUUGCAAUCUACUUGAAAAAGAAAGUGUCUUCGAGUUUGAUGAAUCUUGUGUCAAGGCAUUUUUGUGCUUAAAAGAGAAUCUCGUUUUGGCUCCUAUCAUUGGUGCUCUGGAUUGGAUUGUUCCAUUUGAGCUGAUAUGCGAUGCAAGCAGUGUGGUCUUGGGGGUUGUGUUUGGCCAACGAAAAGGAAAUUUGUUUCAUACGGUGUAUUAUGCAAGAAAGACUUUGAAUGUAGCUCAAAGGGAUUACACAGUUACUGAGCAAGAGUUGUUAGCCGUGGUGUACGCUUUUGAAAAGUUUAGAGCUUACCUUUUGGGGACAGUGGUGGUACAUACCAACCAUUCUGUGAUUUGUUACUUGAUGGCUAAGAAGAAUGCUAUUCCAAGGUUGAUUCGAUGGGUGUUAUUGUUGAAAGAGUUUGACUUUGAGGUCUUAAACGUCAACGUAUGA
Molecule: messenger RNA, 1473 nt
Organism: Solanum verrucosum
Lineage: Eukaryota; Viridiplantae; Streptophyta; Magnoliopsida; Solanales; Solanaceae
Exons: 5
Coding region: 1-1473 (490 amino acids)
Source: RefSeq, a predicted model, not a curated record